UGGCACAAUAUCAAUCACGACCCUUUCAACAUGUUUGUAUGCACACCUGGAUUGUUAUGGACUUAAGUCAUAUCUGUUAAACAGACUGGAUGUGACCCUGUGACCCCUGGUUGCCAGGGAGAGAGCAGUGGGGCCAUGGCUGCUGGGGCUACAGUCGGGGAGAGCCAACUCCAGAGGAUUAUCCGAGAUCUGCAUGAGGCUGUUGCAGAGCUUGCAAAGGAGUACAGGGAAAGUGGGGAGCCAAUCACUGAUGACAGUACCAACCUGCACAAAUUCUCCUACAAACUGGAGUACCUUCUACAGUUUGACCAAAAAGAGAAGACUACAUUUCUUGGUACAAAGAAGGAUUAUUGGGAAUACUUCACUGACUGUCUGGCUAAAAUCAAAGGAGCCAAUGAUGGGAUCCGCUUUGUCAAAUCUAUCACUGAGCUGAAGACAUCCCUUGGGAAAGGACGAGGGUUUAUUCGCUACUCCCUUGUACAUCAACGACUGGCUGACACCCUGCAGCAGUGCCUGAUGAACCAGAGGGUCACCAGUGACUGGUACUACGCAAGAAGCCCCUUCUUGAAGCCCCACCUUAGUGUUGACAUAAUCAAUCACCUGUACGAACUCAAUGAGGUCAAGUUUGAUGUGGCUUCCAGAGGACACGAUCUUGAUGCCUCCUGGCCCACUUUCGCAAGGAGGACACUGGGAAGUGCAAACUCACCCGGGCACAUGUGGAAACCACCCAGUCGCAGUUCCAGUAUUAACAGUCUGGCCAGUACCUACUCCCAGCAAGCACACGAGUUCCCCUCGAGCCCCGACUAUGGUCAGGGUCUGCUGAAUGACCUGAAUGAGUCUCUGCCUGCCUGCACCGAAGACCUUCGUCUGGAGCUGGACCAGUCAGAGCUAAAACAGCGAGAGCUCCUAGAUCAGGUGCAGCAGCUAGCCGAGGAGGCUGCUGAGCUCAGGAGCGUAGUUGUGCAACUCCAGAGGCAGCUGGAUGCCUCCCUUGCUGCCCAAGAGGAGCAACAAGGCUUGCAGGGAGAUAUUAAAGCUCUGCAGGGAAGAGAAGAUACCCUGUCCAGAGAGGUGGAAGCUCUUAGGACUGGGGAAAUAGCCAGGGAGGCUGAAAUACAACUGUUUCAGGAAAAGUUGGCAGCUGCUGAGGGGAAGAACGUAGAGCUCCUGGCCAAGUUGGAUGGGGUUCUGAAUGAGAAGGGCCAGCAGGCUACCAAUUACUUUGAUUCAGCUCAAAAGAUACACGACUUGCUGGACAAGUUAAAAGAGGCAGAGAGUGGGAAGAUGGAAGCUGUAGCUGAGGCAGAGAAGAAGAAGAGACAGGCAGAGAGGCUAGAGGAUGAACUGAGAGUCAAGGAGGCAGCUGUAAAGCAUGGCGAAACAAAACUUGAAGCAUUCGUUAAAUCUGCAUCUAAUGAAAAGGCCAAGUUGGAGGCUAAAGUGGAGGAACAAUGCAGUGCUCUUAAUGAGCUGCAGGGGGCCUUGACAGUGAGAGAAAAGGAGGCAAACAACCUACAAAGGCAACUGCAGGACCUCCAAAGAUCUCUAGAAGAGAAGGAAAAAGAGGUGGAGGAGGUGAAGAGGAGGGCACACCUAGAUAAAGAUGAAAUGCAGAAGAAUGCCGGUGGUUUAAAAGAGUCUUUAGAAGCAGAAGUCACUGCCCUUAAGGAGCAGCUAAAGAGGAAAGAGGCAGAGUUUACCUCCAGCUGCAAGACACUACAACAGCUAGAAGCCAAGAACCAAAGCCUGACCACAGAGCGGGACAAACUGACCACUAACCUUGUUGAGCUGGAGGGUAACGUCAAAGAACAAGUCAAUAAGAUAGAAGACUACAAGACGCAAUGCAGCAAUCUAAUGGAACUAAAUAAGAAACUGCUGACCACAGAGAAGAGAAACGAGGAGUUAAAGAAGGAGAUGGCAGAACACAGAACAGGGCUUGAAGCUGAGCUAGCAGCUCUAAGAGCUUCUGAGAAACAGCUUCGCGGCCAGCUGGAUGAUACCAAGAUGACAGUGGAUGAAAAAGAGAAGCGGUUGCGUGAGGACAACCACAAGUUGGAUGAGAGUCUGCAGCAAGCCACCAUGGCCGCAAAGCUCUCAGAGGCCACAUCAAAGCGGCUAGAGCAGGAGAACCAGAGUCUGAGAGAGGAGCAGGACACUGUGAAAGUAGCUCUUAGCCGCAUGCAAGCUGACCUGAAGAGUGUUCAUGGGCAGAUUGGAGAGUUGGAGAAGAACUUGGGAGCCUCACGCAAGAAUGAAGCAAGCCUUCAAGAACAACUCCAAGCCAAAGAGGCCCAGCUGAAAGAUAAAGAGAAGAACUUUGUUGAGCUCCAAUCUAGGCUAAAAUCUCUUGAGGCCAGGGAGAAAGAGCUUGAGAUUGCCAAAUCUGAUGCAGAAGCAACUUGUGCUAAACAGACAGAAAUGAUUGAAAGGGUUCUCUCUGAGAAGCAGGCGAUGGAGAAAUCUCAGCUGGAGAGGAGCAUGGUCCAAGCAAAGGAGAACCAGGAGGUGACAGGCAAACUUGAAGGCCAGCUGGAGGUGUGCAUGAAAGAAGUGUCCAGGCUCCAGGCAGAGACCUUGGACCUCAGGGUGCGGCUACAGAGGUCUGAGGAGCAGAUGCUAAAAUCACAAGCACAGCUGGAGGUGACAGAGGCCCAAAGAGAUGAGCUUAGGACUCUGACUGAGCAUCUGAAAGCCCAGACAGAGGCACUGAAUCAAAGGCAUGUAACAGAGCUUAUGGAGAGCAAAAAGAAAGAAGAGGCUUUGGUUGAACAGUGUGAUAGAGAAGUAUCCGCCCAUGCCGAGGUGUCUAUCUCUGCGGCGGCUGUCCGAGAAGAGCUUUCCACCCUCAAGGCAGAAAAUGGCAGGCUAGCCUUAGAAAACAGCGAGAUACGUGAUGGUCUACAUAGGGCAAACACAGAGAUGGCAGAGCUUGGGAUGACCAUUUGUAAGCUAGGUGCAGAAAAGGAGAAGGCUAGAGAACAUUGGGCAGAGGACGCUGCCAGAAUCAAAGAAAUGGAGAAAGAGUUAGAGCGACUGGAAGAGAGCAUGGACGAACUACAGCUGGAAAAUAACAGACUAAGAGAGGAGCUGACACAGAAGGAGAAACUUCCAGAAACUGUCAUGGAGCUACAGGAGCAGCUGAACCAAAUGCAGAGCGUCAUUGACUCAAGACGAGAGGAGGCGGACGCCGCCAAGUUCCAAAUGAGCUCGGAGAACAUGAAUCAUCAAAUCCAGAUGAAGAGUGUGAAUGAGCAGCUUGACAAUAUGAAAGCCCAGCUGCAAGAGGAGCUGAAGAAUGUGUCCAGCUUGCAGGCCAAAGUGUCUGAACUUGAGGCUGUAAAUGAGCAGUACUUGCAGCUAACUGGCGAGAAAGAUUCUCACAUCACAAAGACAGAAACAACCAUUCGUGAGAGUGAGAGCGAGAUUCAGCAACUGAGAGCUGCAUUAACCAGUGCUGAAGAAGCACACUCGGCUAUGCAAAAGGUCAGCGAGGAAUUGAAGCAGAAACUCAACACAACAGAAGCUGCCAGUCAAAGCCAGUUUCUGAGGAUGACCGCAGAGAUUGAUGACCUCAACAGAACCAAGACCAUCCUUGAAGAACGGCUCAUCGAGCUUUUAAGGGACAAAGAUGCUCUGUGGCAGAAGUCAGACGCUCUGGAGUUUGAGCAGAAACUGCGAGCAGAGGAACGCUGGUGGUUAGUGGAUAAGGAGGCCACAAACUGCCUCGGGUGCCAGGGCCAGUUCAGCUGGUGGCUGCGCAGACAUCACUGCAGGCUUUGUGGUCGCAUCUUCUGCUACUACUGCAGCAACAACUUUGUGAUGACCAAACACAGUGGGAAGAAAGAGCGCUGCUGCAGGGACUGUUACACCCAACACAGCGCGGUGGUGGAGAGGUUCACAGAGGCAGAGCUGAGUCCUUCAGAUACUCUGCCUCUUCCACCGGGAGCUGAACCUCAGCCACCUCCUGAGCCAGCCCCGUAUAUACCCACUCCCAGGGUAACAGUUUCCGACCCCAGCAACAGAUCUGACGAUGGAGUUUUUGACAUAAUCACAGAAGAGGAAGUGAACGGCGUCUACGACAGUGACACCAUCUCCCAGACCACUGGAGGCUCCCUGGAGGGAGAACAGGACCGACGGCCUCCAGGAUCCCUGGAUAUCGGCAUAGGAGAUUUAACCCCCGAUGACCCUGAAGAGCAUGUUCCCACUGUUCAGGAUUCAGAAAUCAACCUCCUCAAAUCAGGAGAAGUCACGAUGGCUGUCCCUCUCAGCAUUGACGACAUCUCUCAGUUUGGUGACAGUUCCAGGGAACUCUUCGUCAAGUCCAGCUGUUACAGUGUGAUAACCGUUGCCGUGCGUGACUGUGGGCCAACCAUCAGCUGGGUGUUUUCGUCAGAGCCUAAGAGCAUCUCCUUCAGUGUGGUUUACAGGGAAUCCACUGACACUCAUGUGGAACAGUCAAAGGUCCUGAUUUCUCUGACUCGCUGCAAUUCCCAUAAAGAGACAAUUCAGGGACAGCUGAAAGUCCGAAACCCCGGCUUCUAUACACUCAUCUUUGACAACUCUUUCUCACGGUUUAUCUCCAAGAAAGUCUUCUACCAUCUGACCAUGGAGAGGCCCAUAAUCUAUGAUGGAAGUGACUUUCCCUGAAGCUGCAUAACCCAGAGAGGUAUCAGCAUGAUGUCACAAAGACCUCAUCAUGAUGUCACUGUGGCAGCCGAAGGGGAAGCGGAAGAGAUGGCAAAUUCAAUGAUUGAUUAAAUUGAGAAGUAUUUUUUGCUCUUUUGUUCCCAAAACCUGUUUUUACCCAAGUAUUUUAUGUUUUUAAAAACGUUUCUUUAUUAUUUAAGUCUUUGGUGUUACUGUUUUGAGGCGUGCUUAUGUUUUAACUGUGGCCUGUAAAGUGUUGUCAACUAGAUGAAAACGGUUUUUAGAAGGAAAAUAGGUUUUAUUUGUUUUUAAAUAUAUACACCAAGUAAUAUACGUACUUAAUUCAGCUAGGUUUAAAUAAGUAAGUUAUUCAGUUUGUGGCAUUUUGUUAUUUCUUUUAAUUUUUUUCAGUCUUAGUUUUGCUUUGACCUCUCUCUUCUCAAAUAUGCUGUUACUUUAGGGAAUUGAAAUCAAUGCAAGUAACACUAGCCGUAUGAAAUAUGAUAAAAGACUGUAUUUAUUUGAAGACCCAAAAAGAUUUUGAAAUUGUACUGAAUGGUGGUCAGUUGAAAGCUUCCGUACCAGAGAAGUGCAGACAGGUUGUUUGUUUGGCUUGUUCAUCAAUUGUCUGAACACUAUGUUUGCACUUUGUCAGCGGAGGGACGACAAAAGCGACAACUAGUAAAUGGCCUGUAAACAUACAGUUUGCGUUGAUAACAAAGCAUGUAAACUUUGUGCAAAUCUCAGGCGUGGGACAUAAAAUUGUCCUCCAGUGGUAGCAUGUCCUAAUUUUAUGUUUUUUGAAAACCAUCUGCCAUCUUACUUUCUGUGCAAGGAGACUACAAACCAUCUUUCUCCAUCCAGUUUACAGGACCUAAUGAAGCAGAGUGCCUGCACCAUACACAGGCUGACUGGUGUCAUUACAAUGACAGUCACUUAAAGUAUAUUAAUGACUGUUCUUUCAAAGUGCCUAUUAACUCUGAUUGCCAGUGAUUAGUUUGAUUUUGUGUCUGUAUAUUUUACCCUUUGUUUUCUGAACAGAACAUGACAUUUGAUACUAUUCUGUAAACACUUAAUUCCAAAUCACAAUCACACAGUUUUUUUAGUUGAAAAGAUUUUUCAGUUUGGAUUUAAUUUGAAUCUCUGGACUCUUUUUGUAAUAUGUUUAGAAAACCAUCUGCACUGUGCUCUCAGUAAUCAAAUGGGUUUCAGCAUUGUGUGUUGUUUAUUGUUGUUUUUUACUAUUAUAGCAAAGCAAUAAGGAAAAACGGGCUUGCUCACUUUUGGACACAACCAUACACUACUUAACAAAGCAAGGGCAUAUCUCUAUGCUGCUUUUAUAAAGAUCUGUUUGCACUUCACAGUCAGAUCUCUUAUAUUUUUGAUGGGUGUAAAUUGGUGCAAUUUCUAUGCAAAGGCUCAUAUUUUCUCUACAGAGCUGCACUUUGUGAUAAUUGUUUAAUAAAUUGUUAUAAGCAA
Messenger RNA from Etheostoma spectabile (orangethroat darter), 6126 nucleotides. It is a transcript of the gene fyco1a, whose product is annotated as FYVE and coiled-coil domain autophagy adaptor 1a. Gene Ontology annotation, biological process: plus-end-directed vesicle transport along microtubule; positive regulation of autophagosome maturation. The record is from RefSeq and is a predicted model, not a curated record. Gene Ontology annotation, cellular component: lysosome; late endosome; autophagosome. Lineage: Eukaryota; Metazoa; Chordata; Actinopteri; Perciformes; Percidae. Gene Ontology annotation, molecular function: metal ion binding. The transcript is spliced from 18 exons. The coding region runs from base 136 to 4647 and encodes 1503 amino acids.